Naumovozyma castellii is the source of this 618-nucleotide messenger RNA. It is a transcript of the gene NOP19, whose product is annotated as Nop19p. Bases 1 to 618 code for a protein of 205 amino acids. The transcript has a single exon. The record is from RefSeq and is a predicted model, not a curated record. NCBI's taxonomy places the organism in Eukaryota, Fungi, Ascomycota, Saccharomycetes, Saccharomycetales, Saccharomycetaceae.
AUGAGUAGAACUAGAGAAAUACAGGAGAAAUUGAACCUACAGGCAGAACUGCAACUUUCGUUUAGUAACACUAAGUCAAAGGUGGCAAAAUGGUUGGAACAAACCACUGAUGAAAAAAAAGAUCAUACCAAGGAGGAAACAGACCUAAGAGAGCUUCAAGAUAGUAAAAAGGCUUUUUUCCAGCUACCUGUAGUGCAGAUUGGUUCCGGUUUGAAUUUUGCUCUUGAAGAUGAUAACCAGUCCAAAGAUGAUAUACAUACCAUCGGGGAAUUUAUAGCCAGUGACAAAAAGAUUAGUUCUCUUUCCAAAAAGAAAAAACGUGUGGAGCAAUCUGACGUCAGGAAUAAUAUGUAUAGAAUCGCAAAAGAUGAUACAAGAGCAAUGGUUGCCCUAAAGAGGAAGAUGAGGAAGGACCAGCGAGAAAACAUUAGGACGGGGCCAAAACAGGUCAAAAAAGAGACUAGAACAGGGGAAACAGGUUCAUCAAGAACGACUACUCCACAAGCCAAUAAUGAUGAAGACAGUGAAGAUAGUGAUAAUGAUGAUGCCCCCAUACAAAGAACUGCCAAGAAAUCUUUCGGGCUACUAUUUGAUAACAAUAAGAAGAGGCGAAAAUAA